This is a messenger RNA of Mesorhabditis spiculigera, 654 nucleotides long. The record is from the annotation of a GenBank genome assembly. NCBI's taxonomy places the organism in Eukaryota, Metazoa, Nematoda, Chromadorea, Rhabditida, Rhabditidae.
AUGGGUCGACCAUCGCCCGGCCUGGCUGACGGAUCAGAGGCCGUGUUCGACAAUCUGGAGGCUACGGUGCCGUGGCGUUCCGAACGGCGUCAGAUGUACGACCGCGUUGUCGACGUCCCUCGUCUGGUGUGUUUCUACGCAGAGAAUCAACCACUGCCGGACGCGCUUCUCACCGAAGCCAAAGACGCGCUGAGCAGUCACUGCCGACGAACUCCGGUGAACCAUUCGCCACGUCGGGUCUGUGUUUCUAUCGCGACGGUUCCGACAGCGUUGCCUGGCACGGGGACGACACGGGACGAAGUCGCACCGAGGACACGAUGGUGGCCAUCCUGUCUCUCGGUGCGGCUCGCCCGCUCCUAUUGCGCCCUCGUGGGGGCGGCGAAUCCAUCCUUCAAUCUCGGACACGGAGAUCUACUCGUCAUGGGCGGAUCCUGCCAACGCACGUGGGAACACUGUGUCCCGAAGAGUGGCGGGCCCUCAGGCCGAGAAUCAGCGUUCAAUUCCGCACUCGCGGAGUUAGAUAGCGUCGCGGGUUCGUCUCGCAGCGCCUUCCCAUUGAGCUUGCCGACGGCCGUCUUCGGUAUGGAUUCUGCGGAAAACAACCCGACGAGGCUUCUUGUACGACGCCAGUCGCUCGCCGACGUGCGCGACCAA